CAAUGCAGAAAAGUUUUUGCUCAAUUUUACGGAAGACUUUUUUUCUGGCUGGCUGGCUGGCUGUGAGAUUUUACAUUUUUCCACCAACAUCUCUGCCAUGGAGACUCCAGCUCUGCUUUCCAGACUUUUCUCUGUGGCUCUGCUCACUUUAGUCGAGAGCCAAGUACAUUAUACCACGUACACCUCCAUCUCUACACCUACGACUACACCCUCUUACCCUACAACGACAUCUGCCUACCCUACGACUACAUUUGCCUACCCUACGACGCCAUCUGCCUACCCUACGACAACAUCUGCCUAUCCUACGACGACAUCUGCCUCCCCUACGACAACACCCUCCUACCCUACAACGACAUCUGCCUACCCUACGACAACAUCUGCCUAUCCUACGACGACAUCUGCCUCCCCUACGACGACAUCUGCCUCCCCUACGACGACAUCUGCCUAUCCUACGACAACAUCUGCCUACCCUACGACUACAUUUGCCUACCCUACGACGACAUCUGCCUACCCAACGACGACAACUGAAAACCCAACAACUACAACUGACAACCCAACAACUACAACUGACAACCCAACAACUACAACCACAGCUACAGAUGCUCAAACAACUGCUAUCAGAACAACCGUCUCUCCAACUUCCUCCUCCUCCUCCUCCUCCUUCUUCUCGCACUCCCCAGCCUCUGACACUCCUGCCGCUACAGCUUCAACCCUCCUGCCCAGUGUCUCCACCAGAACUCCCAGUUUAACUACAAACAGCACCAACCCAACAGGCCCGACGAUGAUAACUACCACCCAGGUCUCCGCCCUGCACGGUGGAGGCUCGGCAGUCACGCCCUCUCUCCUGUUGUCUGUAGCCUCUUUCUUGGUUCGUUGUUGGUGAGCCGCAGGUAUUUGGCUCAUCAAGUGCACGGGUCUCCAGAUAUUUGACAACCACACUGCAAUCUGUCACUACAAGGAUUUGUCGGCAACAGUUUGCCAGCAACCAACAGAGGCAAGUUACCAUGACUGGUCAAUCAAAAUUCAUCAUCAAAAUUCAUGCUGCUGUCGCAUCCACCUUCCUUUUUCCUCACGUCAAGCCUUCCCUGAGGUGAUCUGGCGCCCCCCAGUGGGAGACGUUCCUGCAACAGUUCAAAACAACUGAUUGGGACAAUCGACACGCUACUUGUCUUGUCUUUUGCUAAUAAAUUCAAA
Molecule: messenger RNA, 1194 nt
Organism: Cynoglossus semilaevis (tongue sole)
Lineage: Eukaryota; Metazoa; Chordata; Actinopteri; Pleuronectiformes; Cynoglossidae
Exons: 2
Coding region: 98-883 (261 amino acids)
Source: RefSeq, a predicted model, not a curated record